Necator americanus (New World hookworm) is the source of this 462-nucleotide messenger RNA. RefSeq lists its product as uncharacterized. The record is from RefSeq and is a predicted model, not a curated record. Gene Ontology annotation, cellular component: membrane; mitochondrial envelope. Gene Ontology annotation, biological process: mitochondrial electron transport, succinate to ubiquinone; tricarboxylic acid cycle. The transcript has 7 exons. NCBI's taxonomy places the organism in Eukaryota, Metazoa, Nematoda, Chromadorea, Rhabditida, Ancylostomatidae. Gene Ontology annotation, molecular function: heme binding; succinate dehydrogenase (quinone) activity; ubiquinone binding. Bases 1 to 462 code for a protein of 153 amino acids.
AUGCGCAAUGCCGCACUUUGUUGGAAUAUCUUCACUGUACGCUCUGUGAAAGUCUUGCUUCGCAGUAAUGUCCGUACCAUUGCGCAACGCCUGACAACAAGCGCUGUCCGUUCCGCUAGCACUCUCGAUGAUGGGGCAAACAAAACUCAUGAUCACUCUCUGCACUUCAAGCUUGAGCGUUACUUUGCUGCGGGAAUGGUGCCAUUGAUCCCAGCCGCCUAUUUCAUUCACGGUCCCGUUAUGGAUGCUGUGCUUACUGUGGCGCUAACUCUGCACAUCCAUUGGGGAGUGCAAGGUGUCAUCCAGGACUAUGCGCGUCCAUUCGUUAUUGGCGAUGCCGCUGCAAAGGUUGCUCGCGCAGGUGUAUAUCUCAUCACUGCUGCUCUGCUGGCGGGCAUUCUCCACUUCAACACCAACGACGUAGGCCUUACCAAGGCUUUCGAACUUGUUUUCUCUCUGUAA